Molecule: messenger RNA, 2715 nt
Organism: Anastrepha ludens (Mexican fruit fly)
Lineage: Eukaryota; Metazoa; Arthropoda; Insecta; Diptera; Tephritidae
Product: putative inorganic phosphate cotransporter
Exons: 7
Coding region: 378-1880 (500 amino acids)
Biological process (GO): monoatomic anion transport; transmembrane transport
Cellular component (GO): membrane
Molecular function (GO): transmembrane transporter activity
Source: RefSeq, a predicted model, not a curated record
UUGUCGUGCUGUGAAACAGUCGUCGUUUGAACGCGACUGCUGACGGGUGAACGGUUGUUUGGACCGAAAUUUGUAAUCUGUUUUUACGUUUAUUAUCAUUAUUAUACAUACAUUCGCAUAUAUGUGUAUGUUUUCUUUGUGAUGGUGGUACGAAUUUUAUAAAUACCGAAUAUGUGCAUUUAAAACAAUUUGUUAUUUAGUUACAAUUUGGAGACGAAAUCUUUUAUUAACGCACAACCAAACACCCAUCAGUACCAGCGACAGCCCGGCUUGUGAAGCCUACGGCAGUAAGGCGCAGUUCUUGCUGUUUUUGCAGUUCUUUAUUAAUCACCCUGGAGAAUACGAGGUAUACACCUAUAACUAUACAACGAAAAAAAAUGACGCAACCGGAAUGGGGAAUAAAAUUUUCAAGGUUUUUCUUUGUGCCACAGCGCGUGAUCCUCUCGAUCAUGGGCUUCUUCGCCAUGCUUAACGCAUAUACGAUGCGUGUUUCUUUGUCGGUGGCUAUUACCGAGCUGGUGGUGAAGAAGAAUCAGACAGAUGAUGGCAGUGAUGUGGCCAUAUGUGCAGCCGAUAGCAUAGAUUCAGGAUCAAGCUCUAGCGGUAUAUACGAGUGGUCGGAGGAAUUACAGGGUUACAUCCUAUCAUCCUUCUACAUUGGUUACAUCGUGACGCAUAUACCUGGUGGUCUAUUGGCUGAGAAAUUUGGUGGUAAAUGGACGCUCAGUCUGGGUAUACUUUCAACGGCAUUCUUCACCGUGAUUACGCCACUUGCCAUUAUUCAUGGUGGCGCCAAUUGGCUCAUCGUUGUGCGUAUUUUGAUGGGUAUUGGUGAGGGUACCACUUUCCCGGCAUUGAGUGUACUCUUGGCCCAAUGGGUACCGGUGAAGGAGCGCGGCAAAUUGGGUGCACUCGUAUUGGGUGGUGGACAAGUGGGCACAAUUUUGGGUAAUCUUAUAUCUGGUCUAUUGCUAGAUGCUUACGACUGGCCUGUGGUAUUUUACUUCUUCGGUGGCAUCGGCAUUAUAUGGUUCAUUAUCUUCACAUUCCUCUGCUACAGCGAUCCGACAACACAUCCAUUCAUUAAGCCCAGCGAGAAGGAAUAUCUUACCAAGCAUAUGGGUACAAUUGGACGCAACAAGAAUCUGCCACCCACACCAUGGAAAGCUAUAUUGACCAGUUUGCCAAUGUGGGCAUUGAUUUCUGCACAAAUCGGUCACGAUUGGGGCUUCUAUAUUAUGGUUACAGAUUUGCCCAAAUACAUGUCCGACGUUUUGCGAUUCUCCAUCAAAUCUAACGGUCUAUACUCUUCGCUGCCAUACGCCAUGAUGUGGCUCUUUUCACUGGGUUCAGGCUUCGUUGGUGAUGUGUUGAUUACACGCAAGAUUAUGAGCAUCACGAACGUACGUAAAAUGAUGACUGGUUUAGCUGCCUUUGGUCCAGCGAUCUUUAUGGUUGCCGCUUCAUACGCUGGUUGUGAUCGUGUCACAGUCGUCAUACUUUUCACCAUUGCCAUGGGUCUCAUGGGCGCUUUCUAUGCGGGUAUGAAGCUGACACCACUUGACUUGAGCCCCAACUAUGCGGGUACAUUGAUGGCGAUCACCAAUGGUAUUGGUGCGGUUACGGGUGUGAUUUCGCCAUCCUUGGUGGGCUUGAUGACACCAAAUGCUACACUGCUCGAAUGGCGUCUCGUGUUCUGGGUUGCCUUCGGUGUUCUCGUCGUCACCGCCUUUGUCUAUGUUAUCUGGGCGUCGGGUGAAGUGCAGCAUUUCAACGAUCCACCACAAAAGAUUGAUUUCGAAGCUGCAGAGAAGGAGAAAACAGCUGAUGGCGCAAAUAACGAACGUUAUGAAGCGCAAGAGAAAACCGAUAAGCUGUGAAGACUGUAAAUAUUGUGCACGUGCGCUGCUGUCUAGCGUCAAGUGAUUUGUUGCUAGCCAAACGAAAACACGUGGAUGCCGAAAAGCUGCCUGCUCAUCUGUGGAUGAAAAGAAAGAAUUUAGAAACAAACAAAGAAAAACAAAAGCAGAUUCUAAAGUAUUUAUUGUAAUAAUAAUUUAAGCGGAAAAAAAACACAACCAAACAACAAGACAACGGAACUUAAAAUAAGGCAAAAACAAUUAGGGAAAUAUAUAUACAUGUGUGUGUACGUAUGUUAUUGAAAAUUACAAACAAAUAAUUAAUUGUUUUUCUUUUAUCGAACGAUACAAAUUCCUUGUUUUUGCUAAGUUGUUUAGUGUACACCCAAAGAUACAUUUAGCUAUAUGUGUAUGUAUGUAUAUGUAGUUGAUUAAAUAAUAUAAUCGUUAUUAAUUGUUUUGCAUAUUUUCCUUAUUUGAUUUAGUGAAUAAUGUAUGUAUUUAGUAACGGUAUUGCACUUAACGCUUGUAAACAAAAAAAACAGUACUGCGUUUCCCCUUGUGAUUGCACUUUACUCGCAUUGCGGCUAUUUUUUUUUAAUAUUUUGUUUUUUUAAUAUUUACUAAAAACAAAAAAGAAAAUUAUACGCAUUAAUGCACAUACGUAUGUAUGUAUAUUUACAUUUUAAUAAGCAAUAAAAGAGUGUACAAGAUCAAAAAAAUAAGGCCAAAAAAAUGGUUUUCCAUGUGCGUGCGCACUUAAGAUCCAUACUUAUGCUAUUGCAUAAAUGCACUGUCACAUGCAAAUAACAACAACUAAAAAAUUAAAAUAAAAAUAAAUUAAUAUUAAAAAAAA